GUUCAACCGAGGGUCAAGCAUCGACACAGCCGAUUCCCCAAAGUGAUGCAAGUUCAGAUGUGUACACAGAGUCCAGCUUCGUGGUGAUUGACAUUCCCGAGGGUCUUCAGGUAGCCUUUCACCUGCCGAGCGGUGAGGUGCAGGAGAGGACAUACACAAGCCUGCCGAGUUACAGCGUGUUGUGGAAGCAAGUUCAUGAGUGGAUGGACAACGUUGCAUUCAAUAUCAAAUUGGACGACGUGGUCCUCACGAACAAGAACACCAUCUCCCAACUGAAAGAUGUGGUGAAUGAUCAGCAACAGACGGUUUGCCAGCCCUCGGUAAAAUUAACAGUUGCCUCCUCGCUGCUCGCUGCACAGGGUGCUGGGGAUUCCAAGGCUGACGGUCAGGAGGUUGACACGCGCACGGGUAACAUUGCACCGCGAGAGACCCAGCGGCCAGCGACCGGAAUGCCCUUGCUGUCCGACCUGCAAUUGGGCGUGCUGGGCGCGUUGGGCGGAGCUGGAUUGCUCAGCAUGUUAGCAGCCGUUUGGGGAUACAGCAAGGUCCGGGGUUUGAAGGCAGACUUGGUUAACAAGGAGCAAAGAUUGGCCGAGUCUACACAGAACAACAAGGCACUGCAAGCACAUCUGGAUAGCAAGGAGCAGAGACUCGCAGAGUCCACUCAGAACAACAGAGUGCUGAUCCACAAGAACUCUCAGCUUCAAGAUGACAAGGAGGAGAAAGAAGCGAUGAUCAAAGAACUUCUGAAGCGAAAGAAGAUCGACUCUUUGGGGCAGGUUGUGAAGCAGUACCAGGAUGUUGACCUGCUUUUCAUGGUGGAUUGUACAGGUUCUAUGCAGCCAUACAUCAACCAAGUGAAGGACACCAUUCGCUCCAUGUCUCAGCGCCUGAGGUGCGCCUAUCCACAGCUUAAAUUGCGGCUCGGGUUCCUUGGAUACCGUGACCUGUGGGACAGGCAUCAAUUUGAAAUUCUGCCCUUCACGGAGGACGUGCAAAGGUUCGAGGGGUUUGUUUCGAAGGUCCUGGCUUCAGGUGGAGACGACACAGCAGAGGACGUGGCUGGCGCACUUCAAAAGGCAGCUGGCCUCUCCUGGGUCAAGCAUGUGCGGGUAUUGUUUCACAUUGCUGAUGCCCCGUGCCACGGUUGCGAGUAUCAUGGUGACAACAUCAAGGACAACCGCCCAAACGGGGUUGGCAUCUCUAUACCCGAGCAGCUGCUGAGACUUCGUUCCAUGAAGAUCGACUAUUACUUUGGCCGUAUCACGGAGCAUACUGACAAGAUGAUUAAGGUCUUUAAUGAUCAGAGCAAGCAUGCUUCCGAGACGGAGCCGUAUAUCAACAUGGUGCCUGUGAACAAUCCGCUGGAUGUACAGGAGGCUGUGGUACAGUCAGUUUGCACAUCCAUUGACCUCACCUCCGCAGCCUCCGCGCCCAAGAUGGCCAGCAAAGAGCUUGAGUUUGUCCUUUCCCAUGACGAGCCUGAGUGGCAUCUUCUCGAAUCUGGAAAGCGCUGCCUUGCCCGCAAACUGGCCUGGGAAAAGCACCACAGCAUGGACAACUGUGCCGCCUCCAUCCACGAGGCUCGGGCGCAUGCCUCCAUGGUUGAGUUUGUGGUCCACUCACACCCUUUUGCCCGGGGUGUCAGCCGCCAGUGCUUCUGGGGCCUCUACCGCAGCCACAAAGGUAAGAAGCCUUGGAAAAGAGCAGUGUUCAAGCAAUUCCACAAGGCCGCUGGCCCGGGCAAUCACCACGACUACGAAGCUGAGGUGGAGAAAGCACUGGUUGCUGAUUUCUUUGCUCGCAAAUACAACAAGGCCUUCAAUCCGACCCGUGCCAUCAGAUUUCUGGUCCCUGAAAUCAUCGAGGACAAGGGGUCAGGCGGAGCUUACGCUGUUGAGCCUGUGCUGCCAGUCAAGAAGUUCGUGAAGUACAACGACAACAAGGCAUUCUGGGAUCCAAAGGUCUAUGACACAGUGCUGGGACAUUUCUGCAAGUGGACGCACGACUUUUCCAAAGGACAGUUCAUGGUGGUUGACCUGCAGGGGGUCUGCAUGGAUCGCGAAUUUGUUCUGACAGAUCCUGCUGUACUUCAUUCGGACCUGCGAAGGUUCGGGAGCACCAACACGGGACCUGAGUUUAUGGCACAGACGUUGAGAAACAUUCCUCAGCUUUCCCGGCUUUGA
This is a messenger RNA of Symbiodinium pilosum, 2186 nucleotides long. The record is from the annotation of a GenBank genome assembly. NCBI's taxonomy places the organism in Eukaryota, Dinophyceae, Suessiales, Symbiodiniaceae.